This is a messenger RNA of Aspergillus costaricaensis CBS 115574, 1425 nucleotides long. RefSeq lists its product as uncharacterized. Gene Ontology annotation, cellular component: vacuolar membrane. Gene Ontology annotation, molecular function: amino acid transmembrane transporter activity. The record is from RefSeq and is a predicted model, not a curated record. The transcript is spliced from 2 exons. Lineage: Eukaryota; Fungi; Ascomycota; Eurotiomycetes; Eurotiales; Aspergillaceae. The coding region runs from base 18 to 1349 and encodes 443 amino acids. Gene Ontology annotation, biological process: amino acid transmembrane transport.
CGAUUACUCGCGUCUUCAUGGCCAGCGAAGGCCUUCCGAAGACUUCGGAUCUGUCCGAUCCCGAGACCCAAUACAUUUUAGAGGGCAAUGCCAGGUUUCGCCGGCUAGGAUGGAAGCGCCUCACGGUUAUUUCCAUAGUGGAGGCAAUUGCCCUUGGGAGCUUGGGCCUGCCUUCUGCCUUCGCUACGUUGGGGAUGGUUGCCGGUGUCAUUCUCACGAUUGGUAUCGGACUGGUAGCGAUGUAUGCGGGCUAUAACAUCGGACAAGUGAAAUUAAAGUACCCCGAGGUUGGGCACUACGCAGAUGUCGGCCAUCUUCUCCUGGGGAAUGUGGGAGGCAAAAUCUUCGUCGGCAGCUUUGUCGCCCUAUUGGUCUUUGUCAUUGGGUCUCACUGCUUGACCGGCGCAAUUGCGUUCCAGACCAUCACUGAAAGCAGCGUGUGUUCGGUGGUCUUCAGUAUUGUCUCCGCUGCCAUUCUGAUGAUCCUCGCCAUUCCUCCAUCCUUUGCCGAGAUUGCAAUCCUCGGUUAUAUCGACUUCGCUUCAAUUAUCUUGGCCAUCGGAGUCACGGUGAUUGCAACGGGCAUUCAAAGUCACAGUUCCACUGGUACCUUCUCCGCUGAUCAUAUCCCGUGGUCUGCGUGGCCCAUAGCCGGAAUCACUUUCUCGCAAGCAAUUGUCGCCGCGAACAACAUUGUCUUCGCUUAUUCUUUCGCUGGAUGCUUGCCUUCCUUCAUGGAAGACAUGCAUACUCCGGAGGAUUACAUCAAGACCCUCUGGUGGCUAGGAGGCAUUCAAAUCGUCAUCUACACAUUGACAGGGUCGCUUAUCUACGCUUUUGUGGGCCAGGGCGUGCAAUCUCCUGCCCUACUAUCAGCCGGACCAGUCAUUUCAAGAGUGGUUUUCGGCAUAGCUCUUCCAGUCAUCUUCAUCUCCGGCUCUAUUAACGUGACGGUCGUCUGCAGAUACAUUCACGGAAAGUUCUAUCAUGACUCAGCCGCCCGCUUUAUCAACACCCGAAAGGGCUGGAUGACUUGGUUGGGUCUCAUAUCGCUUGUUACUGUUCUCGCUUGGGUCAUUGCCGAGGCUAUUCCGAUUUUCUCGGAGCUACUGUCCAUCAUCUCGGCACUCUUUGUUUCCGGACUCUCGUUUUAUAUUCCUCCCGUGAUGUGGUUUGUGCUUUUGAGAGAUGGGGCUUGGUAUGAGACACACAAUUUACGGCCUGCAAUGUGUAAUUUGGUGGUCUUUAUUGUCGGUAUGAUUGUUUUCGGUUGCGGUACUUAUUCGAGUAUUGCGGAGCUGGUUAACGAGUUUCGGUCGGGGGAAAUAAGUAAACCUUUUACGUGUUAAGAGGUUAAGCUUGUGAUGUGAAUAUGCGUGCAAUGUACACUGGGGGACUCAUGAUGCUAUCAAAUCAAUCUGGCCG